Messenger RNA from Glycine soja, 543 nucleotides. RefSeq lists its product as uncharacterized. The record is from RefSeq and is a predicted model, not a curated record. The transcript has 3 exons. The coding region runs from base 1 to 543 and encodes 180 amino acids. Gene Ontology annotation, molecular function: nucleic acid binding. Lineage: Eukaryota; Viridiplantae; Streptophyta; Magnoliopsida; Fabales; Fabaceae.
AUGGAGGUGGAAACCAUAGCCACUCCCAAGAAUGAUGCCAGGGUAGUGAUAAAAUUCUUAAAGAAAAACAUCUUUUCCCGUUUUGGAGUACCACGAGUCCUAAUCAGUGAUGGGGGAACACACUUCUGCAAUGCACAACUGAAGAAGAAAGCAUGCCACCUAUUGGUGGAAUUGGAGCACAAAGCUUACUGGGCCCUCAAACUGCUAAACUUUGAUGAAGCUGCAGUUGGAGAGAAGAGGAAGUUACAAUUGUUUGAGUUAGAAGAAAUGAGGAUGAACGCCUAUGAAUCAUUCAAGAUUUAUAAGCAGAAGAUAAAGGCAUAUCAUGAUAAGAAGCUACAGAGACAGAACUUCCAACUAGGCCAACAAGUCUUGCUCUUCAAUUUCGGACUCAGGCUAUUUCCUGGAAAGCUAAAGUCAAAGUGGUCAAGGUCGUUCAUGAUCAAAGAAGUAAGACCCUAUGAAGCUGUGGAAUUGGUGGACCCUACGAUAAGAACCCCGGAGAAAAGAUGGAUCGUCAAUGGACAAUGCUUAAAAAUUUAA